GAGCUGCUGCUGCUGGCGCUCGGCGCUCUUGGCUGGACCGCCCUGCGCGCGGCAGCCACCGCGCGCCUCUUUCGACCCCUGGCUAAGCGGUGCCGCCUCCAGCCCAGAGAUGCUGCCAAGAUGCCUGAGAGUGCCUGGAAGUUUCUCUUCUACCUGGGCGCCUGGAGCUACAGUGCCUAUCUGCUCUUUGGCACCGACUACCCCUUCUUCCACGACCCGCCCUCCGUCUUCUACGACUGGAAGCCAGGCAUGGCGGUGCCACGGGACAUCUCGGCGGCCUACCUCCUGCAGGGCAGCUUUUAUGGCCACUCCAUCUACGCCACGCUCUACAUGGACGCCUGGCGCAAGGACUCGGUGGUCAUGCUUGUCCACCACGUGGUCACGCUAGUACUCAUCGUCUCCUCGUACGCUUUCCGGUACCACAACGUAGGGGUCCUCGUGCUGUUCCUGCAUGACAUCAGCGAUGUGCAGCUGGAGUUCACCAAGCUCAACAUCUACUUCAAGUUCAGGGGAGGCACCCACCACCGGCUGCACGCGCUAGCCGCCGACCUGGGCUGUGUCAGCUUCAGUGUCAGCUGGUUCUGGUUCCGGCUAUACUGGUUCCCACUCAAGGUCCUGUAUGCCACGUGGCACUGCAGCCUGCGCUCCGUGCCCGACAUCCCCUUCUACUUCUUCUUCAACUCACUGCUACUGGCGCUAACCCUCAUGAACCUCUACUGGUUUCUGUACAUCGUGGCCUUCGCUGCCAAGGUGCUGACUGGCCAGAUGCGGGAGCUGAGUGAUGUGCGGGAGUACGACUCUGUGGUGGAGACCCCCAGCUCCAAGUCCAGCAAAGACGAGAAGCCGCUGAGGAACGGCCUGGUGAAGGACAAGAACUUCUGAGCCGCGCGACCCCCACCCCACCCGGGACCCCGGGU
This is a messenger RNA of Loxodonta africana (African savanna elephant), 917 nucleotides long. RefSeq names its product ceramide synthase 1 (gene CERS1). The record is from RefSeq and is a predicted model, not a curated record. Gene Ontology annotation, molecular function: sphingosine N-acyltransferase activity. Gene Ontology annotation, cellular component: membrane. Bases 121 to 882 code for a protein of 253 amino acids. Lineage: Eukaryota; Metazoa; Chordata; Mammalia; Proboscidea; Elephantidae. Gene Ontology annotation, biological process: ceramide biosynthetic process. The transcript has 7 exons.